AUGCUGUUCUUCACGGGAAAAGAAGCGCUUGUCCACCGCGCAGUCAGGCGUCUCUUCGGCCACGCAUGGUUUCGGCGCAUAUGGAUUGUCCACGAGGUCGGCAUAUCCAACGAGAUCCAUGUCAUCGUGCGCGGAAUAUAUUUGGACUGGGAAACUCUCCGCGGCUUCGUCGAGUGGGUCAACCGCAGUGGUCAGCAGUCGCGCCGAGUCAAGCACGCCAUGUCGGCCAAGGCAUCCUCGAACGGGGAUGCCGGGGGCCCCUAUUUCUUCCUCACACUGCAAAUUGCCGCGUAUAUGUCGAUGAUGCGGCACCAGGUGUUGACCAUGAACCCAUUGCCGCUCGCAACGUUGAUGAUGGGAUCCUACGCUUCCUUUGCCAGCACCGACCCGCGUGACAAGGUGUUUGCACUGCUGGCCCUCGCGUAUGGCAGUCGAUCCUACCACUCCAUUCUCGCUGGCGAGCUCACUGCAAAUUCGGCUCUUUGCACCACCCUCCCCUCUUGGGUGCUAGACUACUCCUCGGGAUACACCAUUGAAAUGCGCACUCAGCACCUCAAGGCCACCGCCCUCAUUGAUCCCUCCGGGACCGUCACAGUCCUGAACGAGAAACAUCGCUACCAGCGCCGGGCACUUCUUCUGUCGGCCAUCCCAUUUGCCGCCAUCACGCAGCUCAACGACUUCUUCCAGUUCUGGGGGGCACUCCGAGCAGGCGAUCAACCAAGCGGCGGUUGA
Parathielavia appendiculata is the source of this 732-nucleotide messenger RNA. RefSeq lists its product as uncharacterized. The transcript is spliced from 2 exons. Bases 1 to 732 code for a protein of 243 amino acids. The record is from RefSeq and is a predicted model, not a curated record. NCBI's taxonomy places the organism in Eukaryota, Fungi, Ascomycota, Sordariomycetes, Sordariales, Chaetomiaceae.